Molecule: messenger RNA, 1386 nt
Organism: Amblyraja radiata (thorny skate)
Lineage: Eukaryota; Metazoa; Chordata; Chondrichthyes; Rajiformes; Rajidae
Product: serine/threonine-protein kinase NIM1
Exons: 4
Coding region: 124-1386 (420 amino acids)
Biological process (GO): microtubule cytoskeleton organization; protein phosphorylation; intracellular signal transduction
Cellular component (GO): cytoplasm
Molecular function (GO): tau-protein kinase activity; ATP binding
Source: RefSeq, a predicted model, not a curated record
AGCAGCUUUUCAACUAAAGUUCACAUCCUUAAGGCAGUGGUUUCUCCUUGUGUGCCCUGCGCAGGAAUCAUUUUGAUGGCAAUGGUGUAGACCCGGUUCCUCGGAUAUAAUCUGUGCACCUUGAUGAUGGCUGUAGCACUUUCUGUUCGCAGUGAGGGACUGAGGGGCUUCUCCAGCCCAAAUCCAGGUAUUAAAUGGCAGAUGCAACACAAGGUGGAUGAAGACGAAUUGGGGGAGAAGGGAAACACAGUAUUCACACCCUUUGAAAAAGUCAUUUACGAUAUGAGGAACAAUGAAAAAGUGAAAAGUGAACUGAUACUUGGAAAGAGGAUUGGAUUUUACCAGCUCCGCGGAGAAAUUGGCAUUGGGAACUUCUCAAAGGUGAAACUUGGAAUACAUUGCUUGACGAAAGAAAGGGUAGCAAUUAAAAUUAUGGAUAAAAAGUGCCUAACCCACAAGAAACAGGAGCUGUUCAUAAAUGAAGUCCUGUGUAUGGAGCAACUUCAUCAUCCAAAUAUUAUCCGAUUAUAUGAGGUGCUGGAGUCACACACUCGUCUACAUCUGGUCUUGGAGUACGCAGAAGGAGGGGAUCUCUUCACCAAGAUCUGCACACAGGGACGCCUCUUGGAACACGAGAGUAAAUUUAUAUUUAUUCAGAUUGUAUCGGCUGUCAAACAUAUGCAUGAAAACAAUGUGGUACAUCGAGAUAUCAAAGCAGAAAAUGUCUUUUAUUCACAUGGUAACCUUGUGAAAGUGGGUGACUUUGGCUUCAGUGUCCUGUGUCCUGUGAAUGAACCGCUUAAGACGUGCUGUGGCUCCCCUCCAUACGCAGCCCCAGAGCUAUUUAGAGAAAAAAGUUACUUUGGAAUCCACGUGGACAUUUGGGCUCUGGGUAUCCUAUUAUACUUCAUAAUGACAGCCACUUUGCCAUUCCGUGCAGACACAGUCAAGAAGCUAAAAAAAUCCAUCUUAUUGGGAUCAUAUUCAAUUCCACCUUAUGUAUCCGAUCUCUGCAAGUCACUAAUACAUGGAAUUCUGCAACCCAUCCCGACUAACCGCUACUCUAUAGCCAACAUCCUGGACUGUCCAUGGCUGAGGGGGUUGCAACUUCCAGAGCCGCACCAACCAUUCCACUUGAGUCCAGAUCACCUGGCCGGGCAUAUGCCCCUCAGUGAAGAGGAGAGUGACGUGAAAAAUGCAUUGAGUGACCUAGGGAUCACGGUGGGACUCAUCGGCAAUAACCAUGAUUGGGAGUUUCACAAUCCUAUCAUUGGCACUUAUCGCAUUGUUCUUCACCAGAGACAAAAAAUAUGCUUUGCCCUGAUCAACAAAUGCUAUGUUACUCAUCACGCCUAUUCAUUAUGUGACAUCAACGGCAUCAUUUGA